This is a messenger RNA of Helianthus annuus (common sunflower), 756 nucleotides long. Its product is annotated as photosystem I reaction center subunit N, chloroplastic. Gene Ontology annotation, biological process: photosynthesis. Bases 162 to 650 code for a protein of 162 amino acids. The transcript is spliced from 3 exons. The record is from RefSeq and is a predicted model, not a curated record. Gene Ontology annotation, cellular component: chloroplast photosystem I. NCBI's taxonomy places the organism in Eukaryota, Viridiplantae, Streptophyta, Magnoliopsida, Asterales, Asteraceae.
CAAUUGUGCCAAUAGGAAAGAAGCAAUCUCACCUUAUCCACACUCCCACCACAAACCAUUUUCACAUAGAUCAUUCACACCCACAAAUCCCUAUAUAUUUUGUAUAUAAAAUUUCUAUCACAUAAAAAAAAUUCCUAUCACAAUUUCACACAUCACCAAAAAUGGCCACCAUGAACUCAAGUGUAUUGGCAUGCAACUAUGCAGUCUCCGGUGGUCUUGCUUCACCAGAAUUCACCUCAAAGCCCUCCUCAGUUAGCUACAAGUUGCCGGUCAUCAAGGCCAAGCAGACCGUGAAAUCUGAAUCCAACGAGCAGUCGCAGCAGGGCCGAAGAGCGGCUCUGCUGUGCCUUGGGGCGGCGCUUUUCGCGACCGCCACCUCCUCCGCUAAUGCCGGAGUCAUUGAUGACUAUCUUGAGAAGUCCAAAGCUAACAAGGAACUAAAUGACAAAAAGAGGCUGGCUACAAGUGGAGCAAAUUUUGCAAGAGCAUACACGGUUCAAUUUGGAACAUGCACAUUCCCCUACAAUUUCACUGGCUGCCAAGAUCUUGCUAAGACAAAGAAAGUGCCAUUCAUAUCAGAUGAUCUAGAGUUGGAGUGCAAAGGAAAGGACAAAUUCAAGUGUGGUUCAAAUGUUUUCUGGAAAUGGUGAUGCAUGUAGUCAGUCAUUUGAGUCUUUUAUGUAAACCAUCUUUGUAAUCAUGUGUGGAAAACUUAACUAUUUCCUAUGUUUAUAUCACAUUCUCCUAUUCUUUUGA